Molecule: messenger RNA, 1659 nt
Organism: Episyrphus balteatus (marmalade hoverfly)
Lineage: Eukaryota; Metazoa; Arthropoda; Insecta; Diptera; Syrphidae
Product: heat shock protein beta-1
Exons: 5
Coding region: 205-786 (193 amino acids)
Biological process (GO): response to heat; protein refolding
Molecular function (GO): protein folding chaperone
Source: RefSeq, a predicted model, not a curated record
AUCGGUUGCUUUAUAAUUUUAUUUCAAUAAAUAUUUUGCGUUCGACGAGUGAAGAAGUUCAUAAAUAAAUUUCCUCCGCGCUCAAAACCAAUAAUUAUAAUAUAAAAAUAAAAAUUUAUCUCGCAAAACAUUCGUGCGUGCGCUUAUAUCGUGUAUAUAAAAAUCCAAAUUUUUCAUUUUUGAAUAAAUAAAUAAAAAAACACAAUGGCCGAAUCAAGCAAAAGGAAUAUUCCCAUCAAAUUAGGAGACUUCAGUGUAAUUGAUACAGAAUUCUCAAGCAUUCGGGAGCGAUUCGAUUCGGAAAUGCGCAAAAUGGAAGAAGAAAUGGCCAAAUUCCGUUCUGAAUUGAUGAAUCGUGAAGCUAACUUUUUUGAAUCUACAAGUUCUUCAAAAAAGACAACAACAACCAGCUCGACAACAACUAAUGCAGCAGUGCCUCAAGCCGCCAGACCAAAACAAAACUACAUUUCCGAUAUCAGUUCACCUUUGAUUCAGGAGGAUGGAGACAGCAAAGUACUGAAGCUAAGAUUUGAUGUCAGCCAAUACGCCCCCGAAGAAAUUGUUGUCAAGACUGUUGAUCAAAAAUUAUUGGUGCAUGCUAAACACGAAGAAAAAUCCGACACAAAGAGCGUCUACAGGGAAUAUAACCGCGAGUUCCUCUUGCCAAAGGGUGUUAACCCUGAAUCGAUUCGCUCUUCCCUCAGCAAGGAUGGUGUACUUACAGUAGAUGCCCCAUUGCCAGCACUUACCGCUGGAGAAACCAUGAUUCCUAUUGCACACAAAUGAAUACAAACUAACACACAAACCCCAAGAAUUAAUUAAUUUAAAUAUAAAAUCCCAUGAAAAAUAAAAGCAUUAAACGUACUAAUUCUAAAUAAUUUUUGUUCACAAAUCAAUAAUUAAUUUUAAUUUAUUUUACAAUUUUUUUUAUUUGUUUUAAAUUUAAUUAAAAAUGUAUGUUGUAUACCAAGUAAUUUUUAAAAUGUAAUUCAAUUCAAAUCCGACCUAAAUUAUUGUUUUUUUUUUUUUUUUUUGUUAAUUAAAUCCUGUUAAUGAAUUUUUGUUUUGCGUUUAUUGUAAUCAUUGUUAAUUAAUAAUAAAUUAAUAAACAACACAAGAAACUUAAUAAACUUUUAUAGAUAAAUGAGCUUUUUUUUGUUAAAAAAUCAUUGUUCACACCCACCAACUAGUAGACACAAAGUAAAUUCACAAAUUUUAAAUAUUAAAGAAAAACAUUGGUUUUCAAGUCGAUGGUUUUUGAAUUUUGAUUGCUUAAAUAUGAAACUGGAAUGUAGCUGUGUGUAAUUGAUAGAAAUAAAACAAAACAUACAAAAAUAUAUAAGAAAUACUCUUAGAAUAUUAUUACUAUAUGUGUUGGAUGUAUAGAUUACACUUAAUGUUAGGUGAAGGUGCCUGCUAUCGGUAACUACAUUAUAUUAAUUGUUGUACACAAAAACUAUACAAUAUUUUUUUUUAUUUAUUUACAAUGUUUAUUUGUUUUAAAAAAAAUAUAUUGCAAUAUAAAAAGUAUUUCUUUAGAAUGAAAAUCAAUGAAAAAAAAAAUAAACAUACAAAAACAAAAUAAUAAUGAAGGUAUUGUAACUUUUGUAAACAAAAUUGAUAAAUUUUUAAAUAAUAAAGAAAAUUUGUAACAUUAAA